Geodia barretti is the source of this 420-nucleotide messenger RNA. The record is from the annotation of a GenBank genome assembly. Lineage: Eukaryota; Metazoa; Porifera; Demospongiae; Tetractinellida; Geodiidae.
AUGAUGGGCAAGACGGUUACGACUGAAUUUGCCUGCCUUGACCCGUCGCAGACGCUGAACCCGUGGAACCCGGCCCACACCCCCGGCGGCUCCAGCAGCGGGUCGGCGGUGUCGGUGGCCACGGGGAUGGCCCCAGUGGCGCUGGGGUCGCAGACCGUCGGCUCGGUGCUGCGCCCGGCGUCCUACAACGGCGUGGUGGCCUCAAGCCCACCUACGGCCGGGUCAGCCGUCACGGGAGUGGUGCCGGUGAGUUGGUCGCUGGAUACCAUGGGUUGGAUGUCGCGCUCGGUGGAGGACGCGGCGCUGAUGCUGCAGGUGAUGGCCGGGCCCGACGCCAACGACCCGGUGUGGGCCCGCUUCCCGCACCAGACUACCUGUCGGGGCUGGAGGACGGGGCGGCGCCGCGCAUCAGCCUGGUGA